AAGUGAGAAAAUUCCCAAAUCUGAUCAUCUCCUUUCCGAUUCCAUUCGAAGAAGGUCGACGGCGAAAUCAAGUUCACCAGUCAUGAAAAAAGACUGUCGUUUCUCUGUUCUCCUCCUCCUAUUCUUGAUUUCAAUAUCCAUUCAGACAGAAGCGGAAGUUAUUGCCCUAACUCCCGACACCUUCUCCGACAAGAUAAAGGAGAAAGACACGGCUUGGUUUGUGAAGUUCUGUGUUCCUUGGUGUAAACACUGUAAGAACUUGGGGACAUUGUGGGAUGAGUUAGGAAAGGCAAUGGAAGGAGAAGAUGAAAUAGAGAUUGGAGAAGUUGAUUGCAGUGUAAGCAAACCUGUAUGCACUAAAGUAGAUAUCCAUUCCUAUCCCACGUUUAAGCUAUUUUAUGAUGGCGAAGAAGUUCCUAAGUAUCAAGGGAAAAGGGAUGUUGAAUCGCUAAAAGCAUUUGCGUUGGAAGAAGCUGAGAAGGCAGCAGAAAAGGCACUGCUAGGCACUGAUAAAGAGUUGUAAUCAUUCAAAAGGUAUGAAACUUCCAGCAGAAUACAGGGUACUUGUGAUUGUUCACGAGGGGGUGCUUAAAUUUCGAAGACACCCCAACUUACACAAGUUCUUUGCCUCUCGGGAUAUUGUUACAAUUAUGAUGCUUCUUAUUUUUCUUUUAAAUGCUUAAACUUGUCAUGUAGGCAUGUCAAUCAAUGGCCUUAUUAGUGAUGGUAACUGGUGAGUGCUUUAUACACCGUUUGGCUGUUUUUGAAUUAGUGAUGCAUGGUCUGAAUAUGAGAAUUCCAAAUCUUUUGAUCUUAGUAGAACAAACCAUUUUUUCCCUGGAAGGAAAAGAACAGCAUUUAAAAUUU
Molecule: messenger RNA, 867 nt
Organism: Hibiscus syriacus
Lineage: Eukaryota; Viridiplantae; Streptophyta; Magnoliopsida; Malvales; Malvaceae
Product: protein disulfide-isomerase 5-1-like
Exons: 5
Coding region: 83-523 (146 amino acids)
Biological process (GO): protein folding
Cellular component (GO): endoplasmic reticulum
Molecular function (GO): protein disulfide isomerase activity
Source: RefSeq, a predicted model, not a curated record